CUCAUAUAAUUUUGUUUGUAGUUUUUUGUUUUAUUAUCUCUUGUAUUUAUGUUCAAAUGUUUAAUUUAAUACUGUAAAUUAUUUAGAUUUCAAAAAAUUACAUGAAACACACCCGCAGCUUUAAUUAUAUAUAAUCUGUAUAGUAUAAAUUUUUAAGUCAUUUUUUGUUGUUUUAUAAAGGAAUUUAUCCUUCUGCUUUAGAUUUAUCCAAAAUUUAAAUUUUCUUAUAAAAUAUCAAACAUUUAAAGAUAAUUAAAAUUAAAUUUUUGAAAAAAUAUUACUAAAAGAUUUAAUACAAAUAUUUAUCAACAGUUUUAAGAUACAAAUUUGGCGGAUUCCUUCAGAAUUUUAGUGAAGUUAACACAGCCGCCAUCCAAGCUACUAAAUUAAGCAAAAUGAAUUUUGCCACAAAGUUUUUAGAUUUUUUAAGCAUCAAAAAAUCAAGAGAUGAUAAAGAUAGCUGUUUUAUCAAAAAGAAUGUAUUUUACGCAUAUUGCUGUGGAAUCGUGGGAUAUUUGGGAAAUGAAGAUACAAAUGAGAUACUCCUUCACGGGAUAAACGCAAUGAAGAGCAGAGGCUAUGACUCUUGCGGUGUUUGCACACUUCAUGACGGACAGUUGAAGGUCACAAAGUGUUGCUCAGUGGAAACCCCGGCAGACUCUUUCAAUAUUUUGAAGGAUAAGGUUCUUGCCACACAUCCUCCAUCGACAGUUGGAAUCGGACAUACAAGAUGGGCCACAGUGGGAAAACUUUCAAACAAAAACUCACACCCACAUGUUGAUCUGGCGAAAAACCUGGCCCUAGUGCACAACGGAACAAUAAGUAACAUCGAAGACCUGUACCACGAUUACUACUCCCAGUUGUUAAAUCAAAAAAAAUAUAAAUCCUUUUUCGGAGGAUCAAGCAUUCCCUCAUUAAAUACCACUAUUUGUAAUAGUGCGGAUUCGACGACAAGCACCUACGAAAGUCCUGAUGAGACUGACGAAAAGAAUUUCCAGUUGCCAGAUAGUGAUUCGGAAUCAGUGGCGAUUUUUGUAGGACUGGAAUAUGAAAAAACUGGAGACCUGCUUAUGGCCUUUAAAAACACAAUCAAGAGAUUAAGGGGGACUUGGGCGCUGUGCAUGAUGUCGCAGCACUACCCAAACUCCCUGUUUGUAGCAGCACAUGAAGCACCGCUGCUUGUGGCUAGGUCUGAAAGAGGAGUUUACGUUGGAUCAGAACCGAAUGUUUUCAUGAAGUAUGUUAAGGACUGCAUAGUGUUAAAUGACGGAGAUAUCCUGGAACUGUCGUUGGAAAAUGUAGAGAGUUAUUACAGCCAGUACAAUUUGUUGAAACUGGAGUCGGAAGUAAUUGAGGAGUCCCAUGAACCGCAUCCAAAUUGGUAUACCAAAGAAAUUCUAGACCAGAUUUAUAUUGGGAGAAUUAUAAUAAGCCUGUUGGGCCAAGCGCCAAAUUGUUUAUAUCAAAAUUGUUUAGCCGACAGAACACCAGUUAAUAAUCACCAAAAUCAGAACUUAGUUCUGAGUAAUGAGGCAAGUGAAUUGAUGACCCUGAGAGAUAAAUAUUCUGGUAAUGAUAACUUAUGUGUGAUAGAAGGAGAUGCAAACUACGAUAAUAGUCUAUUGUCGAAAGUGGAUAUCUCUUCAUUUGGAUUCGACUUCCCCAACCUUCCCCAAGAUAUUUUAAUCAAGCUCAAGAAGACCAAAAAACUGCUGUUUGUCGCCUGUGGAUCAAGUCUCCACGCAGCCACCUAUGUUGCCAAAAUACUACAAAAAAUACAUCACUUCGACUUAGUGGAGGCUGAUGAUGCAUCAGAUUUAACACUCUACAGGUAUCAUGAUAAGGAUGUAACAGUUGUGCAUAUAUCAAAUAGUGGAGAGACUUUGGACUGCAUACUCGCAUUGAACUUUAUUAAGAGGAUAAACCCAGACUGCCUUAGCCUAUCCAUCAUUAACACAAUUCACACAACACUUGAAAGGUCAUCUGAUGCAACCAUCCACCUGAGAAUAGGAAGAGAAAAAUCAGUGCCUUCAACCAAAGCUUUCACAGCCCAGGUUACAGUCCUCUUGAUACUCUCUUUGUAUAUCAUUAACAACUAUGAUAUCACCAUCGACCCAUUAGAUGAUAGCACCGACUACUGCAGUAGUGUGGAUAAGGAUGAUGAACCAAAUGAAUACCUGGAAAUGACAAACAAGGAUUUUGCGGACCAAUUGACGACAGACGAAGAUGAGGGUGACACGUAUAACGAACACUAUGGAUCUUGCCAUAACUACACCAUUUCCUCACUGUAUAAAUCACUCUCAGUCUUCCCAUCAGCAAUUUCACAAUUACUCAAGGUAUUUUUUACACCAUUAAAUGAUGAACAAUAUGACAGUUUAGCCCAAUGGCUGUUGAAGGAAAAGAUUGUGUACAUACUUGGAAGAGGAUGUGGCCAUGCAGUGGCACUUGAAGCAUCACUGAAAAUGAAGGAAGUGGCGUACAUACAGGCAGAAGGAGUAUUGUCAGGAGCAAUGAAACACGGAAUUUAUGCAAUGAUUAAGGAGGAGGACACCACACCGACAAUUAGCAUAAUCACCUCGGAGGAUAAGGAAAUGACGAUUAACUCAACGAUGCAAAUCAAGGCUAGAGGAGGGUACAUUAUUGUCAUUACGGACUUGGAAGAUGAAGUAGACUUCGCAGAUGUACUGAUACGAAUCCCGAGUAUCGGAGCACUCACACCAGCGCUGGCCAUCGUCCCAAUACAAAUCAUUACAUCGAAAAUCGCCACGCUCUCCAAACGAAACCCAGACAUCCCAAGAGGAUUAGCGAAAACCGUUACAACGCUAUAAUUUAUUUCAUCACUA
Theileria parva strain Muguga is the source of this 2843-nucleotide messenger RNA. It is a transcript of the gene glmS, whose product is annotated as SIS domain protein. Lineage: Eukaryota; Apicomplexa; Aconoidasida; Piroplasmida; Theileriidae. The record is from RefSeq and is a predicted model, not a curated record. Gene Ontology annotation, molecular function: carbohydrate derivative binding. The coding region runs from base 396 to 2828 and encodes 810 amino acids. Gene Ontology annotation, biological process: carbohydrate derivative metabolic process. The transcript has 4 exons.